Penicillium cataractarum is the source of this 300-nucleotide messenger RNA. RefSeq lists its product as uncharacterized. The record is from RefSeq and is a predicted model, not a curated record. Lineage: Eukaryota; Fungi; Ascomycota; Eurotiomycetes; Eurotiales; Aspergillaceae. The transcript has 2 exons. Bases 1 to 300 code for a protein of 99 amino acids.
AUGGCCCCAGUCAUCGCAAGCGCAAUGGAUGCCACAACAGAGCUCCUCAAACGUGAUGCCAGUUCACCAUCAAACUAUCCUCUCUAUAUCUUCGCUAUCAUUGCUGGUUGCGUGGCGUUUGUCCUCAUUGGGUGCGCCAUCUGGACUAUGUACCAUGGAAUAGAAGACAAAGAAUUCCACGAUGUCGGUUAUGAACAACGGAAAUAUAUGCGCGAAGUACGACAGAGAAACGUCAACAGUCUCGCCGUUACUGCAAAAAGGCCUGAUAUGAUCAUUCCUGUUGAGCAAUUGAACUAUUGA